Plasmodium knowlesi strain H is the source of this 1536-nucleotide messenger RNA. RefSeq names its product tRNA-splicing ligase RtcB, putative. Gene Ontology annotation, cellular component: nucleus; tRNA-splicing ligase complex. Gene Ontology annotation, molecular function: RNA ligase (ATP) activity. Gene Ontology annotation, biological process: tRNA splicing, via endonucleolytic cleavage and ligation. The record is from RefSeq and is a predicted model, not a curated record. Bases 1 to 1536 code for a protein of 511 amino acids. The transcript has a single exon. NCBI's taxonomy places the organism in Eukaryota, Apicomplexa, Aconoidasida, Haemosporida, Plasmodiidae.
AUGAAGCAAGGGAGCCGAAGUGAAGGUGCUCGCGGGGAUAUCCGCGGCUACAUCCAAAAGACGGGGGAAAGGAACCUCUACCGAAUAAAAAAGGGGUUGGUCCCAAAUAUGAACGUAGAGGGGCACAUGUACGUGAACGAUAAGUUGAAGCAUCUCAUAGAUGAUGAAAUAGAGAUGUAUCAACUGAACAGGAACUCUACUUUCCUCCCCGCCGUUGUUCAAAUAGCAAAUGUGUCUACCCUACCAGGUAUCGUAAAGGCAUCCAUAGCCUUACCAGAUGUACAUGCAGGUUAUGGGUUUUCCAUAGGAAACGUUGCAGCCUUUGACAUGAGCAAUGAAAAGGCAAUUAUUUCUCCAGGGGGAGUAGGAUUCGAUAUAAACUGUGGGGUGAGGUUAAUUAGAACAAAUUUAUUUUACGAAGACAUAAAGGAUAAACAAGAUGAAUUGGCUCAGCUCCUUUUCAACAACAUUCCAGUAGGAGUAGGAUCACAGGGAUGUAUAUUAUGCAAUCAAGACAAACUAGAUGAAGCUCUGUGCCUUGGAAUGGAUUGGUGUGUGAAGGAAGGAUACGCAUGGGUAGAGGAUAAGUUGAACUGUGAAGAUAAUGGAAGGAGUUUCUAUGCUGAUAGUAACUACGUAUCUGUGAGAGCUAAAAAACGAGGGAUAACACAGAUGGGGACUUUGGGGGCUGGAAAUCACUACGCUGAAAUUCAAAUUGUUGAUGAAAUAUACGACAAGAGGAGUGCCAAACUGAUGGGAAUAGAAAAAAAAAACCAAGUGUGUAUAAUGAUUCAUUCAGGGAGUAGAGGCUUGGGUCAUCAAAUAGCUACGGAUGCGUUAAUAGAGAUGGAGAAAAGCAUGACCAAAUAUAAAAUAGAUGUUAUUGAUAAACAGCUAGCUUGUACUCCUAUCCAUUCUAAGGAAGGACAAAAUUAUCUUAAAGCCAUGGGUUCUGCUUGUAAUUUCGCCUGGAUUAAUAGAUCCUCCAUGACAUUUUUAGCAAGACAAACCUUUGCAAAAAUAUUUAACCAAUCACCAGACGACUUAGACAUGCAUGUCAUAUAUGAUAUCUCACAUAACAUUGCCAAAAUGGAGGAUCAUCUGGUGGAUGGGAAGAUGAAAAAAUUGUUAGUUCACAGGAAAGGGUCCACCAGGGCUUUCCCGCCAUUCCACCCUGCAGUUCCUUUAGAUUACCAAUACUGUGGACAACCCAUUCUCAUCGGAGGAACCAUGGGUACCUACUCCUAUGUCCUGACUGGUACGGACAAAGCUAUGGAGACAACUUUCGGCUCUACUUGCCAUGGGGCUGGGCGAGCACUAAGUAGAAAUAAAAGCAGAAACACACUAAACUACAUGGACGUUCUGCAAAAAAUGAAAGAGGAAAAUAUUUCCAUUCGAGUCGCUUCGCCAAAGUUAAUUAUGGAGGAAGCCCCAGAGUCGUAUAAGAACGUUUCCGAAGUGGUCAAUACGUGUCAUGAAGCGGGCAUAUCCAACAAAUGUUUUCGCCUGAAGCCGGUUGCCGUCAUAAAGGGUUGA